GAUAGUUGGGUGGGACUUUCAGUUGAGAAUCCACAACUGCUCCCUAAAGGUCCGUCCUCCAAGGCACGAAUCCACCGAAAAUGGCUGACAAGAAGAAUCUGCUCCUGCUGUUCGAUCAUCCCACGGAGCCCGUGUUCAUGGACAAGGGCGGCAAUGGCACCGUUUUUGACGUGCCCGACUCCUACGUGACCGAUCGCUACAACCAGGUGUGCAAGAAGGUCCAGCGGCGCGUGAGCAGCGCGUCCGAGAAGAACGUCCUGGUCAAGGAGAUCGCCAUACCGGAUCUCAGUAGCCCCAUGAGACUGGGCCGCUCGGAGCAGUUCUCGCUCUUCCUGACGUCUCACCGCAAGAUGGCCAGCCACCUGAUCGAGGUCUUCACCAAAAUGCCCACCGUGGAUGAGCUGCAGAGCGUGGCGGUGUACGCCAGGGAUCGCGUCAAUCCGGUGCUCUUCAACUACGCCCUGUCGGUGGCCCUGCUCCACCGUCCGGACACCAAGGACCUGGAACUGCCCGCCUUCGCGCAGAUCUUUCCGGAUCGCUUCAUCGACUCGCAGAUGCUUCGCAGCAUGCGCGAGGAGUCUUUUGUGGUGGAGCGCUCCGCCGCCCGCCUGCCCGUCGUCAGUUCGGUCAAGUACACCGCCUCCGAUCUCGACGUGGAGCACCGGCUGUGGUACUUCCGCGAGGACCUGGGCGUCAACCUGCACCACUGGCACUGGCAUCUGGUCUAUCCCAUCGAGGCGUCCGACCGCAGCAUCGUAGACAAGGAUCGUCGUGGCGAGCUGUUCUACUAUAUGCAUCAGCAGAUCAUUGCCCGCUACAAUGCCGAGCGGCUGAGCAACCACAUGUCCCGUGUGCAGUCGUUCAACAACCUGGACGAGCCCAUUGCCGAGGGCUACUUCCCCAAGAUGGACUCGCUGGUGGCCAGCAGGGCGUAUCCUCCGCGCUUCGACAACACCCGGCUGAGCGACGUGGACCGGCCCAAUAACCAGUUAAGGGUGGGCAUCGACGACAUGAAGCGCUGGCGCGAACGCAUCUACGAGGCCAUUCAUCAGGGCUACGUUUUGGAUACGAACAAUGAAAAGAUCGUCCUGGAUGACUCGAAGGGCAUCGACAUCCUGGGCAACAUCAUCGAGGCCUCCGAUCUGACGCCUAACAGUACGCUGUACGGCGACUUCCACAACAUGGGACACAUACUCAUUGCGUACUCCCACGAUCCGACCAACAAGCACCUGGAGUACGCUGGCGUGAUGGGUGACGCCUCCACCGCGAUGCGCGAUCCUAUCUUCUACAAGUGGCACGCCUUCAUCGACAACAUGUUCCAGGAGCACAAGCGCCUGCUUUCCCCCUAUGAGAAGCAGGAGCUCUGUUUUCCGGACGUUCGCGUCGAGAGCAUCCAGGUGGAGAGCCAGGGUCAGGUGAACAAGCUAACCACCUUCUGGCAGGAGUCCGAUGUGGACAUGUCCCGUGGCCUUGACUUCGUGCCGCGCGGCCAUGUCCUCGCUCGGUUCACUCAUCUGCAGCACCACGCAUUCAGCUACACCAUCAAGGUGGAGAACUCCAGCGAGGCCACGCGGUAUGGCUACGUGCGCAUCUUCCUGGCGCCCAAGCUGGAUGAUCGCAAUGCACCCAUGCUGCUGGAGCAGCAGCGCCUGAUGAUGGUGGAGCUGGACAAGUUCGUGGUUACCAUGCCUCCCGGCAGCCAUACGAUCACCCGGAACUCCACGGAGUCGAGUGUCACCAUUCCGUUCGAGCGCACCUUCCGCAACCUGGAAAAGCUGGAGGAGCUGCAGAACUUCUUGUGCGGCUGCGGCUGGCCCCAGCACAUGCUGAUUCCGAAGGGUCGGCCAGAGGGUCUGCGCUUCGAGCUCUUUGUCAUGGUUUCCAACUACGAAGAGGAUAAGGUUGAGCAGACGGUCGCAGAUUGCGGCUGCAGCAUCGCCGCUUCCUAUUGCGGCCUGCGCGACCGCCUCUAUCCGGAUCGCAAGGCCAUGGGCUUCCCCUUCGAUCGCAAGCCGCGGCGCGGCUCCGAGAUCCUGGAGAACUUCCUGACGCCCAACAUGCGCGCCGUGGAGGUCAUCAUUACCCACGAGGACCGCACCGAGAAGCUACGCGAGUUGCCAGCUCGCUCCUGAAUAAGAGAAGCAUCUUUUCACGGCCAAUUAUACCAGGCCAAUGUCCGAUGUAUUUCAUUUU
Messenger RNA from Drosophila mauritiana, 2193 nucleotides. Its product is annotated as phenoloxidase 3. The coding region runs from base 81 to 2132 and encodes 683 amino acids. The transcript is spliced from 4 exons. The record is from RefSeq and is a predicted model, not a curated record. Gene Ontology annotation, molecular function: oxidoreductase activity. NCBI's taxonomy places the organism in Eukaryota, Metazoa, Arthropoda, Insecta, Diptera, Drosophilidae.